AGACGUAUCAUGUGAUCUGCUCUUGCUGGCACCCUGCUUGCUUGAGCUGCUGUGUCAAAAUAAUAAUAAUUUUGACAGGACGGUUGUUGGAAGGAGCGUUUCACUCGGCAGGAACUCUACAAGAUGCAGAACGUCAUAAACACAGUGAAAGGCACGGCUCUCGGAGUGGCUGAGUUUCUUACCCCAGUGCUGAAGGAAUCGAAAUUCAAAGAGACUGGAGUCAUCACACCAGAGGAGUUUGUAGCAGCUGGAGAUCACUUAGUUCACCACUGCCCCACAUGGAAAUGGGCCUCUGGGGAAGAAGUUAAGGUGAAGCCAUAUUUGCCCCCAGAUAAACAGUUUCUCCUGACACGCAAUGUUCCCUGUUACAAGCGCUGUAAACAGAUGGAGUAUUCAGAUGAGCUGGAAGCCAUCAUAGAGGAGGAUGAUGGAGAUGGGGGCUGGGUGGACACUUACCAUAACUCAGCAGCUGUGUUAGGAGUCACAGACGCUGUACGAGAAAUUUCACUGGACAACAAUAAGGACAAGAAUAUGAAUGCUACAUCAGCAGCAUGUUGCGAUGAUGAUGAUGACGAUGACGAUGAAGAUGGAGAAGCAGCAGAUAUGGAAGAAUACGAAGAAAGUGGCCUGUUGGAAACAGAUGAGGCAACCCUGGACACCAGUAAAAUGGUAGAAACUAAAGCCAAAGCAGAGCCUGGGAGUGAAGAUGCCAUCCUUCAGACUAGAACAUAUGACCUGUACAUUACAUAUGAUAAAUACUACCAGACCCCUCGACUCUGGCUGUUUGGAUAUGAUGAGGACAGACAACCGUUGACUGUAGAACAGAUGUAUGAGGACAUCAGCCAGGACCACGUGAAGAAGACGGUCACCAUUGAGAACCACCCGCACCUUCCUCCACCUGCCAUGUGCUCUGUCCACCCCUGCAGACAUGCUGAAGUGAUGAAAAAGAUCAUCGAGACAGUGGCAGAAGGAGGAGGAGAGCUUGGAGUGCAUAUGUAUCUUCUGAUUUUCCUCAAGUUUGUCCAGGCUGUCAUUCCCACAAUAGAAUACGACUACACAAGACACUUCACUAUGUAGCUUCAUCAGCGUAAAUCUGCCUCUACUAAUACAACAUCUGUACAUGGGCAAGAUCAGUUCUGCCUCUGCCCUGAUCUGAUUACAACUGGUUUGUGGAAUGUUUGUGUUACUCUGAGACUUUUUGCAUGGAUGCAGGACAUUGAGAAUGUUUGAGGUAUGUGACAAAACAGUCUGUUAAAGGAACAGUCUGACUUAUUGGAAAAAGGUUUGUUUUUCAUGAACUCAGAGUUCAGAGAUCUUACUUUGUGUGCGUCCAGUACAGAGAUGGAUGUGUUUAACUAACUGCUGGGAUCUAAAAAAAAAUUAUUCAACCUGUGGAAAAUAGAAAAGUAAGAACAACACAUUUUUAACUAGUUAGCUAGAUAACAGCAACAACAGUUUGAUGCUAAGCUAGGCUAACCACAUCCUGGAAAUAUCUCUAUACUAGACACAGUAAUGAAUUGGGUACCCAUCUUCUCAUCUGACUCUAAGUAACACUGCAAACAAGACCUACAUUCCAAAUGUUGGACUGUACCUCUACAGUUUCUCUACAGGUUAAACAUGGUGUCACAGUCACAAAGUUCUUGUUAAGAACUGUUGCUGCUGUUAUUAAAACUCACCCCAUUCCACACUGCUUCCCUGCUUCAAAUGUAAGAAAAUAAAUUAAAACUGGUCGUGCAAAGUUUUAGCCCCUUGACUUUAUAAGAACUAGAUUUUUCUAGGUUUUUAAAAGAGACCUGUUCUAGACUGUUCCAAAUCCACAGACUGAAAACACCAAAAGUCAUCUUUAGCUCAUGCCUUCAGUAUCAGUGACACAGAACUUAAAGAACAGAACACAGAUUUUUUUUCUGCCCACUGGGGGUCAAUGGAACAAGCUGUACAUACAACAUUGAUAUAUUAUGACACUGCAAAACUUUUCAUGGCUAACAUGUGAGAAAACAGUUGCUUUUUCACACCAAGCAGGCACAGAGCAACAUUAUUGUUCAUUUUAAGUUUUUUCAACCUGAUGAAUGUAAGUCCAUAUUCCCUCUCCUCUCCACCAACUCAUGGCUCUUUAGCUGAUAAAUGCUCCACUAUGUUCAUGCUAACUUUGUCUUUCUGAUGGGUUGUACAGUGAGAUUUUUCACUGAAAACACAGUUGAUGAAAGCACUGAGGCUGAACCAAAAUAUACACUGUGGGCUGUAAAACCACAACAACAGGCUAAAAGAAGCUAAAAAGUUGAAAAGGAACUAUGGAAUUGGAACAAGUGAUUCACAUUGCAUAUAACCAUUUAACCUCACCUCAUGCUGCACAAGUAGGUGUAAAUAAAAACUUAAGCCUCUUGUACUGUAUGUAAAAUGGUCUGUACAGUUACUGCAGAAUCUGCCCAGUGUCAGCUAUUCAUGCAUAUCAGUUUCUUGUACAAUUACAAAUAACAUUCAGAGGAAAAUACUUUAGCUCUGUAGAUUUGGGCAUCCGUACCUGAUAGCAGCAUUGAUAUAAACUUCUUGUAUUAAUUCGUAAAUAUUAACAGUAUCCUCCCCAUGCUUCACUCAGUGAUAUUUACUGUUUCCAUGCGAAUGCAAUUUGCGGCAGUCAUGGCUGAGCCUCAUUAUUCUAAAUCAGCUCUUUAUACCAGUUUGUCUUAAUACUUCAUUCUCUGAAUGUGUUGAUGGUCAGGUCCAUUCAGUCUGUGGUUGGGUCAUUACUUUUUUGUGUUUUGCUUCAGUUUCGGACUGGAACUACAUUUCACCUUGCUAACAGACAAGAUCUUUCUUUUCUUCUCAGUCAGUCUGGCUUCUUUCAAUGUGAUGUAUCACUACUUACGGUGUGUAAGGACUCUGCGUUUUCAGAACAAAAUCUUUUGUCACAAGCCUCUCGAUGUACUUCAAUAAAUCCUUGGAUGAAUUUA
This is a messenger RNA of Thunnus maccoyii (southern bluefin tuna), 2948 nucleotides long. It is a transcript of the gene atg3, whose product is annotated as autophagy related 3. Gene Ontology annotation, molecular function: Atg8-family ligase activity. Gene Ontology annotation, cellular component: cytoplasmic ubiquitin ligase complex; cytosol. The coding region runs from base 124 to 1077 and encodes 317 amino acids. The transcript has 12 exons. Gene Ontology annotation, biological process: autophagosome assembly; autophagy of mitochondrion; nucleophagy. Lineage: Eukaryota; Metazoa; Chordata; Actinopteri; Scombriformes; Scombridae. The record is from RefSeq and is a predicted model, not a curated record.